Messenger RNA from Lycium barbarum (goji berry), 1451 nucleotides. Its product is annotated as acetylajmalan esterase-like. Gene Ontology annotation, molecular function: hydrolase activity, acting on ester bonds. The record is from RefSeq and is a predicted model, not a curated record. The transcript is spliced from 2 exons. Lineage: Eukaryota; Viridiplantae; Streptophyta; Magnoliopsida; Solanales; Solanaceae. The coding region runs from base 62 to 1159 and encodes 365 amino acids.
UUCCAACCAUUCUAUAAAUAGCACAUGAGCAAUUUCCAGUUUGGACCAGAAACAUUCUGCAAUGGCUGCUCUUCUUUCUUUAACCCAAUAUUACUUGCUCCUUUUACUCAGCACUUCCUUAUUCUUCUCUCCUUCAUCUGCUCAAACUAAAUGCAACAUUAAAUCUGUAUACCAACUAGGCGACUCCCUUGCCGACAAUGGCAAUGUCAUCCGGACACCUGGCGCCUCCAUCAUCUUCAAAGCCGAUCGCUCUCCUUACGGAGAGACGUUCUUCAAAAAACCUACUGGCCGUUUCUCGAACGGCCGUGUCAUUACUGACUUUAUUUCCCAGUCAUUCAAACUUCCUUUACUCAAUGCUUACUUAGACAAAGGUGCAACGUUCACCCAAGGGGUGAACUUUGCCGUAGCUGGUGCUACAGCACUUGACAAUUCCUUUUGGGCAGCACGAAACAUUAGGCUGCCCAACUGGAACACGCCUUUGCCGAACCAACUAAGUUCGUUCAAAACACAUCUUCAGUCUACAAGAGGGAAUCUCAAAGACUCUCUUGUAAUAAUGGGAGAAUGGGGUGGAAAUGAUUACUACAAUGGUUUCUUUCAGAAUAAACAGAUCCCAGAAGUUAGGACCUAUGUUCCUUUUGUAAUUGCAGGGAUUAUGAGAGGCAUCAAAGAUGUGAUUUCGCAAGGAGCAACACGCGUGUUGGUUCCAGGUAUUUAUCCUCUAGGAUGCCUCCCACUGUACCUCACAUCAUUCCCUGAUAACAAUGCAAGUGCUUAUGACAAUUUGGGCUGCUUGAGAAACUACAACGACUUCGCGUCGUAUCACAAUCGAUACGUAAACAGGGCUAUCGCGAAUCUACAACGCUCAUUCCCAAAUGUCAGCAUUGUUUACGGGGAUUUCUAUGACGCGAUUUUGACACUGAUACGUAGCCCUUCUUCGUAUGGUUUUAACCAGAAUACGUUGUUAAGUGCAUGUUGUGGAACUAGAGGACGAUAUAAUUUUAACUUUGGGACAGUAUGUGGAGCUGCUGGAAUUAAGGCUUGUUCGAAUCCAGCACAAUAUGUUCAUUGGGAUGGAAUUCAUUUGACAGAUGAAGCUCACCAUCGUAUUACUGAUAUUCUUGUUAAAGACAUGCUGUCCAAAUUCAAUUGUGUUGUUUAAUUAGGUUGAAAAUUAUAUAUCAAGAAAGGAUAUAGUUGGAUGUUUUUAAAUAUAUAGGAUGAGAAGUAUCCUAUCUUCUUCACUAUGACGUGGAGAGUCUUAAGCUAAAUAAGAGGAUGGUUUGGUUGGCAUUUGGUCUAUAUUUGGAUGUAAUUUGAUGAGAAAAAAGAAGAAAAAAAAAACAGAGUGUUUGAAGUUGAAGAUUUAAUAAAGGUUGUAAUUGUGUUUGAGCAUGGAUUUCAUUUGGGAAAUAAUUGAUAUUUGGUGAAUGAAAACCAUUUAUUUCACUUAA